Molecule: messenger RNA, 351 nt
Organism: Sporisorium graminicola
Lineage: Eukaryota; Fungi; Basidiomycota; Ustilaginomycetes; Ustilaginales; Ustilaginaceae
Exons: 2
Coding region: 1-351 (116 amino acids)
Source: RefSeq, a predicted model, not a curated record
AUGGACUUCUGUUUCUUCAUCCCGAUCAUCUUCGGCUGCCCUACAAAGAUCAAACAAGAGGGCGAUGGGUCGGCGCGCGUGUGUCCGCGCUGCAACAACGCCCAGGUGGUACAAGCCAAGGCGCGCACGUGGUUCGAGUUGUGCUGGAUCCCGCUCAUCCCGAUGAAGAGCAAGCACAUCUUCAUUUGCAACAUCUGCCAGUGGCAGGCACCCCAGGACGGCGGCUUCCAGCCCCAGGUCGCCGGAGGCGGCUUCGGCGGUCAUCAGGGCUACCCGCAGCAGCCGCAGCAGUACGGGUACGGCCCGCCGCAGGGCAACGGCCAAUAUGGAUAUCCGCCGCCGAAGCAGUGA